UUUCGCGUGAACACCCCCCUCCUCCCCACUCCCACGCGCUCUUUUUUUCUGGGUGCCUUCUGUGAGCUUUAGGAUGGGCACAAUACUGCAGGAGCGGGUACCACAACAAUGCCCGGAGAGCCGGGUCUCCGUCAGGGACAAGGAGUGGAAGAAGAAGGCGGCGUGGAGCAACAGCAGGCCUAGUGUGGCCAGCACCAAAAUGGGCAGGCGGCAGUCACAAAGGAAGUCACUGCAGCCGCAGCACACGCUGCCGAGUCAAGAAAAUAACAGUGAGAAGAAGCUGCAGCAAAGAAGAAAGCAGAAACCUAACACCCCCUCGACCAAACGCGUUACAUCUCAACACAGUGCUCAGGGAACCUCAGAGCCAAAGUCCCGCCCACUGUCCCCCGCAGAGGACAGGAUGGAGCUGAAGGUGUGGCCGGCUGCUCAGCACUGCGGCCUCAGGGAACACAAGCACGGCGGUUUGAGAAGGAGCAGACACACACCGGCCUUUCCCUGCCACCGCCUGCCUUGUUUGAGUCCUGGUCCACAUGAGACGCCAUCCCAAAUCCCAGAGGUAGGAAGCCCGGGCGGCCAUGAAGAGGGGGACAGUGACACCGACCUCUCUGAGUUGGAGAAACUUCCUGCGUCGCCCUGUCGUCGGGUACCUCCACAGCUCCAGCUGAGGCCGGAGCUCAUCGAGGACGACGACUGCUCUUCUUGCAGCCGUGGACCCAGAGGACACACCCACGGUCGUUUGGACUUCCCAGACUUCCUCCCUCCGCCUUUCAACUCCUGGAGCCUCAGUCAGUUGGCUGUCUUCUACAACACAGAGGGUCGUGGGGCCCCUCGGCCCCAGCCCGUGGGCCCUUUGGAAAGGUACCUGGAAAGGAUGCUUCAGCUGGAGUGGCGCCAGAUUCAGACUGUCCAGGAUGAGGGCAGGACGCCGUCGGUGUCGGACGGCGUAUCCAGCUGCCACAAGUUGCCUGCUGCCGCCGCCUCGUCACGCCUCAGCUCUCCGAAGUGCAUCCUCCAGUGUCAACGUGCCUUCCCCCUCACCUUCCUCUCCACUCUGGCCAGUCACUGCGCCCUGCUCUCCGGCUGCGCUUGCACCCUCUGCCGCAUCCGCUACUGCGCCUGCAGCAUGUCGCCAUCGUGCUGCCGCUCCACCCGCCAGUCCAGACUGAGUCCCACACCGGAGCGCGGCAGGGGCCCUGCGUCGCUCCCCAAGAGGAGCUACAGCGAGAGCCGGGUGCACUCAACGGAGAGGAGCUCUGGGGCCCGAGCUCAGAGGUUCGGCAGCCCCGCAAGGACCAACAGCCACCUGAAGAGAAUGCAGGCCUCGGGAAACAUCCGCAACCCUGUGCACGGUGCUAACGCGAAACCUCAGUCCACUGCCAGAGACUCGAGUGUCGGGGACUGCUUGGGAGCGUGGGGAGGCGUGUCAGACUACAGGCCCGGGGGGUUUCGGAGGAGAAGUGGCUCUGAGCAGAGAAGAGGUGGAUCCGAGAGACAACAAGGUGCUGCGGAGAAAAAACGAAGCGGCUCCGAGUGUAGAAGAGGGGAAGCCGAGCGGAGGAGAAUAGAUGAGAUCAGGGAAUGGGAAAUAAAACCAGAUGCCGUCACUGCAAUAAUGGACAAUUUAUCUGGGUCCAAGAAUUGUCCAAUAAACAGACCGAAACAGGUUGAAUUUGUCACAUAGUAGCAAGCUGAGGGCUAUAAGUGCAAUCGGUUUGCCAUCAGUCAUGUUUACUAUUUAAUUAUGAAUGUAUAUCUUCUAUAUAUUUUUCUUAUUUGACCAAGCUGUGACAAAGUGCAGCAAGAUCGUAAAUGUACUUUUUCUAUUUUGAGUGGAUGUUUUUUUUUGUUGCCAUUUACAGUUGAAUUAUGAAAUGUAAUCCAACGCUGUGAUUGCAGUCAAAUAAGCUAAUGCGACUGUGGAUGUUUACAUGCAUUAUCCAUCAUACAUACAAUAAAUCCUUUGAGCAUGUGGAUAUUUAUUUUAGUUUUACAUAUAAAUCAACUCUGCAAUACACAUUGUAUAUAUUUGUAUGCAGGAGUUUUCAACACCACUAGCCCAAAAGAAAUAACUGCAUAAUAAACGUAAUUAAAGUUUACACCAAUUGU
Molecule: messenger RNA, 2106 nt
Organism: Cyclopterus lumpus (lumpfish)
Lineage: Eukaryota; Metazoa; Chordata; Actinopteri; Perciformes; Cyclopteridae
Exons: 4
Coding region: 74-1681 (535 amino acids)
Source: RefSeq, a predicted model, not a curated record